Molecule: messenger RNA, 5280 nt
Organism: Hippocampus comes (tiger tail seahorse)
Lineage: Eukaryota; Metazoa; Chordata; Actinopteri; Syngnathiformes; Syngnathidae
Gene: adam15
Product: ADAM metallopeptidase domain 15
Exons: 40
Coding region: 361-4986 (1541 amino acids)
Biological process (GO): proteolysis; innate immune response; integrin-mediated signaling pathway
Cellular component (GO): membrane
Molecular function (GO): integrin binding; metalloendopeptidase activity
Source: RefSeq, a predicted model, not a curated record
UUAGAGACAUUUUACCUGCUUGGGCGUCGCCAUGGUAACCAGUUGACUGCACUUCCGUCCAUUACGCGACGGGAGAGUGUCAAACAAGUUUUUCAUUACAUGGUUCACAUCGUCUCAGUUCUUUUUUCCCCAAAAGUUUGUAACUCAAAGUUCAACGUGCGCGUCAGGAACGUGUAAGGGAAUUCACUUUGAUGGCGUCACGUGACAUAACGCGUCGUCUGACUGUGACGUCACACUGGUUUGCGGUGGGGAAAAGGCAUGGAUUAGGAUUUGGGAUUAUCAGGAUAUGAUUAUGAUGAUGAUCUUUACGGUCAUUGUGAACAACAAGCACCAACGGCACAAGCUGAUCGUGACGUUAUCAUGACUCGUGACGAGCAACCUCGCAGUACUGUAGAGCAUCUGAUCAAGCACUUCCUCCCACGUGUCUGCCAUCGCUUCCUUCUCAACCAAUCGGAAGAGCUGCGGCUUGCUGACGUCAUCCUACGCGCCCUGUUCGGCGCGCUGAGUGGUGCAGCCAUGUUUGCCGCCAUUGCACUGGGCCUGCCCCUGACCUUUGACCUCAAGCUGGCCACAGGAUGCCUCUUUACUGGGGCGUGUGUGGUGGGCGGGGCCACAUCAUCGGCCUUCAGAUGCGCCGUCCUGCUGAUGUUUCCCAGCAUGCUCGGCUCCCGUGGACGCACCUUCCUCUUGCUGCUCGUUGUCUCUGCGCUCUAUUCAGGUCCGGUGUCCAACAUCCAGCACAACGUCGAGACGGCCGCGGAGUCUCUGAGUUGCAAUCUGGACCUUCAAGUGCGCAACGCCAAGUUGUUGUGGAGAGACGCUGUCAAGCCCUUCCUCAAGGUGGCGAAAGAAGUCGUGCAGGGAGAAGCGGAAUUCGAGUCAGAAGCUCGCGGCGCCCAUGGCGCCUUCGCCGACGUCCGGCAGGAAGUUCUCGGUCGGGACGCGAACGGCCGGCUGCUGAAUGAGCGUUCCCAAAACGCCGACCGGAACAGCACGCAGGAACGUUUCGCCCUCAGCACCUUAAUGCAGUGCGACGGUAUGGUCAAGGGGGGCAUCGCGGCGUGCACCAAAUGGUUCUCCGACAAGUGGGCGGAGUGUGCCAAGGCCAUCCAGGUGCCCGUCAUCAAGCACAUCCUGUGCGUGCCCAUGAAGUUCCACUUCCUGUGUAACAUCAUGAGAGUGAUGAUGGGCUGGUGCAAGGAGCACAUCCCCGUGGAGAAAAACUUUGGUCAGCUGUUCGAUCAUCUCAACACUUCCAUUGAUCUUCUCAAUCAGGAGUUCACCAGCAAGCUUGUCGUCAAGGAGUAUCAGCAACAGGCGGCUCUGGAUGGACAGCUGCUGGACGGGGACUUCACGCGCGGCAUCCAGACUUCUUUCCGACAGGUGGCCGCUCGCAUACGCAAACUGCUGGACAUCUUCCGCCUCGUCAUGUCCUUCGCUUUCUUGUCCGUGUUCACGCAGUCUCUCGGUUACGUGCGACAAUUCCGAGGAGACGUUUACUUCGAUAACAUGUACAUCACUAAAUACUUCGGCAUCAUCGACCAACGCAGGAAGUCGCUGGGGAAACGGCAUUUAUUACCUCUCACGCCAUCUGAGAGACGAAAGUUUGUGGACCCCUGGAGCCCCAAAAUUCACCCUGAAGAAAUCAAAGAAGUGCUGUCAAGUGUCAUUCAGGUUUUGUCGGUGCUCCUUCUGGCAUUGGUCCUGCUGACGGUGGACGUGUCAGUCUUUCGUGUACUGGACGUGGUGAGCAAGCACACGCAUACCACCUUCAACGUCACGAGCAGCCAGCAGGUGGACAUAAAAGUCGGCGGAACCUCAAUGAUGGCGCGCCUCUUGCGGAGGACGUUUUCCGCCUUCAACACAUCGUCGAGGGUUCGCAUCGUAUCCGACAACCAGCGCUGCGUGACUACGCCCUCCUCCCUGGCCGCCUCUGCGUACAUCAGCGUUGCCUGCUGCCUCCUGCUGGCAGCGCUCUUCAGCUGCCUUCAGGUUUACGCUAACCGCCUGCGGAGGGUCAUCGCCGCCUUCUACCACCCCCGGAGGGAGAAAACCCGAAUCUUGUUCUUGUACAACCUCAGUCUGCACAGAAGAAUGUUGUACAGGCCUACGUGCAACCAACAGGCCCGCACAAACCCGGAAGUCAGCCAUGGCAGCGAAAUGAAACAACUUUUGCCGCCACUUUUGAUCCUGCUGAUCGGCGCCGGCGGGGCGUUCACGGGCGCCCGGACCCAGAACGCAACGCCGCCGCCCCGACACCAUCUCGCAGGUAUUGUGGAAUGGCGGCGCCCCCUGCUGGGGAGGACUCAACCUUUUGUUCUGGUCGGCGGGCAGAGGCGGAGCCUGAAGGAGGCACUCCAGGACGGUCACCCAGAGCAUCUGCAGUGUGGCCUGAAGGUCCGAGGUGAGGUCCUUGUCCUGGACCUGCAGAAAAAUCGCGACCUCCUGCCCAAAGCGCCAAACGUCUUCUUCUACCUGCCCAACGGCACUGGAAUUUCCAUGACGGACGACCCUGUGACGCAUUGUUAUUACCAUGGCAACGUAAGAGGAUUCCCAAGCUCCAGAGUGGCAAUCAGCACCUGCUCCGGUCUGCGCGGCGUGAUCGCCGUCAACUCCUCGUUGAGUUUGGAGGUUCAGCCGCAGGAGCUCCGCCCCCCGCGCCACAGCAUUGCGGCAAGUGGUCAAGGGGGCGGGGCCAGCGGAGGAGGAGUUGAAGAAGAGGCGGGAGAAGAUGGAGACCACCUGAUCUUCUCCAGCGCUCACGUGGCCGACCAAGCUGCCGCGAGCUGCGGCGUUUUGCACGGCCACGCCGACGUCCGCCACGAUACCAUCACGCACCCGCAACACAGGAUAAAAAGGGACAUCCUGUCUGAGACCAAAUACAUCGAGCUGGUGUUGGUGGCAGACCACCAGGAGUUCUUGAAUUACCAGAAGAAUAACAAGACCAUCAUCUACCGCUUGCUGGAUGUGGCCAAUCAGGUGGACUGGUAUUACCGGCCGCUGAAGGUGCGCGUGGCGCUGACGGGUUUGGAGGUGUGGAGCGACCGGGACAAGAUCCGCGUGGAGAAGAACCCCAGCGCCACGCUCAACAACUUCCUGCUGUGGCGGACCAGGGAGCUCCUGCCACGCCUUCGCCACGACAACGCUCAGCUCGUCAUGGGAAGCGCCUUGGACGGCACGACGGUGGGCAUGGCGGCGCAGGCGUCCAUGUGCUCCAGAGACCGCUCAGGAGGCGUCAACGUGGACCACCUGGUCAGCGUCCUGGGCGUGGCGUCCACGGUGGCUCACGAGCUGGGACACAAUCUGGGGAUGAGCCACGACAGCCCCGAACGGCGAUGCCGCUGCGACAAUCAACCCCGCAUGGGCGGCUGCAUCAUGGAACCCUCCACCGGGUUCCUGCCGGGUCAGCAGUUCAGCAGCUGCAGCGCAUCCGACCUGUCGGUCAGUCUUCUGCGAGGCGGUGGCAUGUGCCUAUUCAACGUGCCGCCGCCCGAACGCCUCCUGGGCGGGCCACGCUGCGGCAAUCUCUACGUGGAGCCCGGCGAGGAGUGCGACUGCGGCCUGCUGGAGGAGUGCCGGGACGCCUGCUGUGAUGCGGCCACGUGUCAGUUGCGCCCCGGCGCCCGCUGCUCGUCCGACGGCGUCUGCUGCCAGGACUGCCAGCUGCGGGCGGCAGGCUCCGUAUGCCGGGAGCCCAUCGGAGAGUGCGACCUGCCCGAGUUCUGCACGGGCUCCUCCCCCUUCUGCCCGCCCAACGUCUACGUUCAGAAUGGCGAGCCCUGCGAAGACGGCGCCGCCUACUGUUACGCCGGCACUUGCGCCAGCAUGCAUGCGCAGUGCCAGACACUUUGGGGACCCAAUGCCACCGCUGCACCGGCCAUCUGCUUCUCGUCCGUCAACAAGCAAGGAAACAAAUACGGAAACUGUGGCCAGCUCGCCAACGGGUCCUACGUUGCCUGUGCACCCAAUGACGUGCAGUGUGGCAGGAUCCAGUGCCAGGGCGGCCUGGAGCGCCCCCUGCUGGGCACCAACACCGAGAUCCUGACCACCACCGUGCGCUUCGAUCUCCACGACCUGGUGUGCCGCGGGACUGUCUUCCACCUGGGGGACGAUGUGUCCGACCCCGCCUCCGUGGCCCAGGGCACCGCCUGCGGACCCGGCAAGGCCUGCUUGGACCACAAGUGUCAGGAUGUUUCCGUCUUCGGCGUGGAUGAAUGCCACAGGAAGUGCAACGGUCACGGCAUCUGCAACAGCAACGACAAUUGUCACUGCCGACCGGGAUGGGCGCCGCCCGACUGCGCCUACGCCGGACGCGGGGGUAGCGUGGACAGCGGACCGGCGAGCGCUGCCACAGGGUCUGAUCCGGUCCUGGUGGCCCUGCUGGUGCUCUUCCUCGUCAUCCUGCCGGCACUGCUCCUCUUCCUCGCUCUUCGCUUUCCUCGCCUCCGUCGCGCGUGUUUCUCUUUGGGAGGCGGCAAACUCUCACCCAAAUCCUCACACAACCGGACUCCGGCGACAGAGCGCUCUUCGGACCGCAACGUGGAUCAAAUUCGUCCGCUGAGGUUUGAGACCAACGUGUCAUCGUCACCACCGUCGGACAUCCCCGGAACGCCGCCGCUCAAGGAGCUUGCCAACAGGCCUGCUCCUCCCACUAAGCCACUUCCCCCCGCCCCCCCACUAAAUCCCCCGCCGCAGCAAUCUGAAUGUCGUCCGGCUCCGCCCACCAAGCCUCUUCCACCUGCCCCUUCUGCCAGAGGUGUUAAGCUGCGAGCGAGCCGACCGGCUCCACCCACUAAGCCCCUCCCCCCUGACCCAGUCUCACCCGAUCAGGGUUCACGUCCGCCCAAACCAGCGGUCCCCAAAAAGCCGUCAGUUCUUCCGCCUCGCCCCCAUCUGACCGUUGCGUCUACAGCCUCGCCUAACAGCCGUGGCGGUCGUCAUCCUCCAUCGCGUCCCACAAUUCCGCCCAGACCAGAGCCGCGGUGACAGGACAGUGCCCCCCGCUGGUGGUGGUUAUGCAUUGCAGUGCCUUCUUGCCAAAGCAGCAACCGCUUCUCAUUGGCUGUCUGCAGGAAGCCACGCCCCCUUACAGCCAUGCCUUAGCAGGAGGUCACUUGACUGACAAACUGAAGACAAAAUAUGAAGUCCAUGUUUUUUUUUUUUGUAGGAAAAAAUAUCAAAUGGGGGAAAAAAACAAUGGCAGGAGUGAUGUCACGUCUGCAGGACUCUUCUGUCACUUUCUGUUGCUGCUUAACGAAAUAAAAGUAAUCAAACUCCAAA